Messenger RNA from Neurospora tetrasperma FGSC 2508, 1233 nucleotides. RefSeq lists its product as uncharacterized. The record is from RefSeq and is a predicted model, not a curated record. The transcript is spliced from 3 exons. Gene Ontology annotation, cellular component: endoplasmic reticulum. Gene Ontology annotation, biological process: sphingoid catabolic process. NCBI's taxonomy places the organism in Eukaryota, Fungi, Ascomycota, Sordariomycetes, Sordariales, Sordariaceae. The coding region runs from base 297 to 869 and encodes 190 amino acids.
GACAGACUCCCACAUCACCAGAUCCCGCCGCUCUCUGGUCUUCACUAGCUGCACGCUCUGCUUUUAGAACACUACCAAUUCCACCUGUUGCUCAUUUAUAUACAUGUGGCAGUGAUUCAUUUCCUCUCUUCACUGGUCGCCCUCGACGCAUCUCGUCUUGACAUCCACCGUCGCUCUCCUGUCUCGGGUCUCACGGAACUGAGCGAGAUCUCGCCAUCCAUUCACACUCUGAACCUCAAGGCUGUCUACAGCACCAACCUAAUCAUACUGGGCAAAUCCGAAGCACCACUUUCACCAUGUCCCUCAACCUAGAAAAGCAACUCACCUUUUAUGGUGCUUACCACUCUAAUCACGUUAAUGUAGUCAUCCACAUGAUAUGUGUACCUUUAAUCCUCUUCUCGGCCUUUGAAAUUGCCUCCAACUAUGGACCGUUCUUCACACUCCCCUCCUGGCUCCAGGUACCUUACCUAGAGCCAAACCUGGGCACCUUCGCGGCUCUGACAUGGGGCGGACUAUACGUUCUCCUGGAGCCGGUCGCCGGCACCGCAUUGGCGCUCAUUUGCCUCGGUGCUUGCGCAUUCACCAACUAUCUCCGCAUUGCCGACCCAGUCUUGACCACCAAGGUUGCCAUUGUCGUCCAUAUUGUGAGCUGGCUGGCGCAGUUCCUCGGCCACGGCAAAUUUGAGGGCCGUGCCCCUGCCCUCCUGGACAACCUCUUCCAGGCCAUCUUCCUCGCUCCGCUGUUCGUCUGGCUUGAACUCUUGUUCAUGCUGGGCUACCGCCCGGAGCUCAAGACGCGCGUGGAUAAGGCUGUGGCGGUUGAGAUUGCCAAGUUCCGGGAGAGCAGGAAGGCGAAGAAGGCGCAAUAAGGGAACUUCGGCAUCCUUUACCGUCCAGCUGCCAGAUCAGGAGAGUACCCCGAGGUGAAGAGUUGGAUUUAUGUCAGGGGCGGUUUCAGGGGUAGAGAGGUCAUGCAACCAUGUCAACGACAGGCAUGAGUAGCUGUGACUCGACUCUGAGGUUAAUGAUAUCGUGGACGACGUUUGAGCGGGCUUUGAACUGGCCCGCGUCUUUAUCACGGUCUUGUAGCGCAAGACUUGCUUGUUAAACAUGUGGUUCAAUGAUUGAGAUGUGGAAUCGCUGCUGAGGUUGUUAGCGUUGAUCCCAAACGGGAGUUUUGAUAGUCUAUAGACUUUUACUGUACAUUACAGAAUAAUAAUACUGUAAAUGGCC